Messenger RNA from Durio zibethinus, 2060 nucleotides. RefSeq names its product rho GTPase-activating protein 4-like. NCBI's taxonomy places the organism in Eukaryota, Viridiplantae, Streptophyta, Magnoliopsida, Malvales, Malvaceae. Gene Ontology annotation, biological process: signal transduction. The record is from RefSeq and is a predicted model, not a curated record. Gene Ontology annotation, molecular function: GTPase activator activity.
UCAUUAUGUGAUUAGAUGGCAACAUAUCAUUGGCUUUGGAACAAAGACAAACGAUAAAUUAGUGUGGAGAAGCAGUGCGCCUUUUUGAUUAUUUUUUUAUUGGUACUUACGCCCCUAUUUGCUUAAAGAUGGGGUUUUGGGGCAAAUGUAGCCGGUGCCAGGUUUCUCUCUCCAUUUCUUCUCCAAGCCUCUGUCUUCAUUUCCUCUAAAUUUUGAAUCUUUAACUUUGCUUCUUCAAUGCUCAAGCCAUAGCCAGCCAAGAAAAUUAAAUUAAAACAAGGAAAAACUGAAAGAAGUGAUGAUAGUUGCUUCUUACCGUCCAAAAUCUUUCCUUCAAUCCAACUCUACGUAGACACCAAAUCUUGACAUCCCAUUGUUCCAUUAAGUCCUUCCAAAGAAACCAAAUUUUCCAUAGAAAAGUUUGUUUCUUGUCCCCAGUAAAGGAAAAAAAAAAACACAAUGACUGAAGUACUCCAAUCAUCCCAAUCUCACUUCUCUUCACCCUCAAGCUCUACCUCCACUCCACAUGCCCUUAUUAACUCCAGUGUAAGCACUGUGGAAAGUGACCAAGAAGAAGAGAGUAGGCAAGAGGAAGAAAGGAAAGAAAGGGACAGGGAAGGAGAUCAGCUGUCUUUAUUAACACUUUUGGUGGCUGCUUUUAGGAAGUCUUUGAUUGGGUGUAGCAUUUCUGAAAGUAAAGAGCUUUGUUCAAUGGAAAUUGGGUUGCCUACCAAUGUUAGACAUGUUGCUCAUGUGACUUUUGAUAGAUUCCAUGGAUUUCUUGGUUUACCGGUUGAGUUUGAGCCUGAGGUCCCAAGGAGAGCCCCUAGUGCCAGUGCAAAUGUAUUUGGAGUUUCGACAGAAUCUAUGCAGCUUUCAUUUGACUCUAGAGGGAAUAGUGUGCCAAUGAUACUACUCCUGGUGCAAAGGCAUUUGUAUGCCCAAGGAGGCCUCCAGGCAGAAGGAAUCUUCAGAAUUAAUGGAGAGAACAGUCAGGAGGAGUAUGUCAGGGAACAACUAAAUAGGGGAGUAAUACCAGAUGGGAUAGAUGUACAUUGCUUGGCAGGUCUUAUAAAGGCUUGGUUUAGAGAACUUCCUAGUGGUGUCUUGGACUCUCUUACUCCAGAGCAGGUAAUACAAUCCCAGUCAGAAGAAGAGUGUGCUCGGCUUGUAAGGCUCCUUCCUCCAACGGAAGCUGCUCUACUUGAUUGGGCAAUAAAUUUAAUGGCUGAUGUUGUGCAACUGGAACAUAUGAACAAGAUGAAUGCACGAAAUGUCGCCAUGGUGUUUGCUCCAAACAUGACUCAAAUGUCUGAUCCUCUAACUGCAUUGAUGUAUGCAGUCCAGGUGAUGAAUUUUCUUGAGACACUUAUUAUUAGAACACUUAAAGAAAGGGAAGAUUCUAUGGUAGACUCUACUUCUGUUUCUCCAUUGGAGCCUUCUGAUAAGAAUGGACAGCAAAGCUCUUCCCUACUACACAAAGAUGUCAAUGAGGAGGUUAAAAACAAAAGUGAAGGAGGGAAAGCUUUUGUUGCUCAAGAACCUGCUAUAGACAGCCCCAUUCACUCUGCUGAAGAGAAUUUGACUACCGAAUGUAGCUCUCAAAGUUACCUAACUUCAAUCGAGAACAUUUGUGCUGGAAGUCGAUCUCUAGUUGAUGAUGACUGUCCUUGCACUGUGGUUUCUCAAGUGAACACAUUGGCAAAUGAACUCCAAAAAGGUGGCCACCGUGGUACAUCUAGAAAGAGCAAAAAAAGGGGUCAAUCAAGCGUUUCAAGUCUAAAGAAGGGAUCUAAGAAGGAAAAUGUACGAUCAAUGGGUCGUGGAAAAAGGAUUGUUAGGCACAUUAAUUCAAGAGCAGAGCUUUUUGAAGCUUGGAGCUGAAAGGCCUUUGAUACUUGGUUGUAGACAGAUGGGAUCGGGAUGGGAGGGAAAAUGCCAACUGGUAAAACUUGGUAUGUUGUGUUUCAGUUUCUUUCUUUGGAAAAUAUUGUGUAUGAGUUCAGGUGUAUCUUGUAUGUGAUUUAGGGUGGAAAUUCUGUAACCUUUUUAUUGCUUUA